Nylanderia fulva is the source of this 3134-nucleotide messenger RNA. RefSeq lists its product as uncharacterized. Lineage: Eukaryota; Metazoa; Arthropoda; Insecta; Hymenoptera; Formicidae. The record is from RefSeq and is a predicted model, not a curated record.
CGACGUGAGCACAUCGCAUGGAUAGCGCGCAUUCUUAAUGGACAUUCUUGAAACGUCAUAUUUUAUUAUGUAAUUUUUGGUCGAUUUUAUUACUUAAGAAUUACAAUUUUCAAGUUUAAAAUUCAAAAGCUGCAAAAAUUACAUGAAUUCUCAACAAGUGAACCGGCUAUAAAAACACGUCAUUUAAGAAACUUUGGAUUAUUUCAUGACCGUGUCCUUUUUUCCCAAGAAAUUGCGUGAUCGGUGGAAAAUCGCUCUGCGUAAGAUAAUGCAAUUUUAUUGUUGAAAAAGGCGGGUUUGCUACGAGUUAAUAACGUCGAUAAAUUUUGGAACGUUGUGCCAAAUUUGCGCAGAAAGAUGUGUAAGAAACUUUGCAGAUUGACACACGAAAUUACCUCAACGCCGACACAAAUAGUGAGCUUCGCAUUGGAAACUUGGCGAUCUCCUGUUUACGUUAGCAACACAUUAGUGAUCCUUAUCAAUCGACCUUAAAUUCCGACGUUAUCAUGUAUUUUUGGUGACUGAUAAAGAAAAAUAUGCUUAACAUUGAUCAACUUUACUGAAAUUCUCGCGAGAGGUUUAAGUGAACUUUCAUUGCUAAACUUUCCAACAAAACAUCGUUCAUCAUUUUUCAUUUUUGCAUAACACACAAAUAGGAGAAGAAUUUUAUUCUGGACACACGGAAGUCACGUGAAGUGAAAGUUCGUGAAGAAGAAAGUCCUUGAAACUUCGUUACGCGUUCAUUUGGUUAAUAACGCUCAGCCUCAGACUUAAUCAUUCACGUCCCAAUUUGUUUCUCCGCGAGUCAAUGUCAGAUUCAUUCGAGAAUCAGACUUCAACUAAUCAACCGAAUUCUUCCCUCGACCAAUCUUGAACCAGGGAAUUUUCAACACGAACAUUAACAUCGCAAAAAAAAAAUUACCCUUCGUCAAAGUCGCUCGAUGAGCUAAAUCCAAAUUUAUUUCUCCGCGAGUCAAUGUCAGAUUCAUUCAAGAAUCAGACUUCAACUAAUCAACCGAAUUCUUCCCUCGACCAAUCUUGAACCAGGGAAUUUUCAACACGAACAUUAACAUCGCAAAAAAAAAAAUUGCCCUUUGUCAAAGUCGCUCGAUGAGCUAAAUCCAAAUUUAUUUCUCCGCGAGUCAAUGUCAGAUUCAUUCGAGAAUCAGACUUCAACUAAUCAACCGAAUUCUUCCCUCGACCAAUCUUGAACCAGGGAAUUUUCAACACGAACAUUAACAUCGCAAAAAAAAAAAAAAAUUGCCCUUCGUCAAAGUCGCUCGAUGAGCUAAAUCGCGAAUCACGACAAUCAUGGCGCAAACGUCCGAACCAGCGCCGGUGCAUUGCUACACCAAUCCCUCGUUCUGCCGUCAAUCGGAGUACAUCCCGGACGAUCAUCAUGUCAACGACCUGCCGCCGCCGCCGCAGCAGUUUCAAGGAGCCGACGAUCUGCCGCCUCCGCCGCCGCCGUUGCAAUUGCAAUUGCACGCCUCCGGUCAGAGCAAUCCGGCCUUCCAGGCGCCGGCGGAGACGACGCUGGACGACGCUCGCGGAUCCCGGGAUCGGUAUUGUUACCUGGAGAACAGCAGUGCCCCUGCCAGUGCUCACAGGAGAUACGCCAGUCUUCCGGUGGAGGAGCCUCGCGUGACUUACAGCCAGUCCUCGCAGUACGAGUAUUCGCGGCAGCAACAGCAGGACGAGAGAGACCGGUUGCCGCGCGUGGUUGCCUCGUCCAGGUACGAAUUCAUUCCGCAGCAGCAGGUGCAACUACGUUCCGCACCGGCGGCCAACCAAGACGAUCGAGGAGGGCCGCAGACGUGCCGAAGUAAUAAUGCCGGUAGAUACGCGGUUAUACCGGGUGAUCAGGACUACCAGGAUUACCAAGACGGUUUGCAAUGGAGCAACGCCAAAUCGGCGCCGCGGCACAUCAACACUCCGCAGGGUCGUUACAUCAGAGUGCCUAUGCAAGAAGAGAUUCCGCCGGCACUUCCCGAGAGAAACGCGCAAGAAAUCUCGAUGUCGCCGAAAAACAACCUAGCCACGCAGAAGCUCCAUGAGAUAUUAUCGACGCCUAAGAAGCCGAGAUCAAGAUCCGAAGAGAGAACCCUAUCGCCGAAGAGACAACAAUCCUUUAAUCAAAUCAGCACGCCGCAGAGAAGAGCCCUCACUCCUGGCAGCUCACCCAAUGGUCGUACCUUCAGUCCGACGCGCACAACUCCUCAAGGUACGCCUCAGAGUCGAGUCUUCUCGCUCACGGGACCCCAAACGUCGACGCCCAACAAGGAAUCAUCAGCUCGCAGGUGCCUUCCUCUGCUGGAGAACUCUUCCAGGCAGCAGGACGUUUGUCCAGCCAACAAUUGCGGCCGGCUUCGCUACGUGGGUACCGCACCGGUCGAUCUGAUGAACCUGAGUCACAACGAACCACCACCUCGCUACGCCUACAUGGAAAGCAACUUGGAGUCUAUGCCGAUGAUGUCCGGAUCGCCCAGGUACCACGUGGUGCCUGCCGAUCAGAAGAACUAUCAAAGCGUCGAGAGCGCGUUCAUGGCACGUACCGCCGUCGUACCACCGUUAUCUCCGCCGAAUAGCGAGGCGAAUACAACCUUGGCGAGCGGUAUAGAUAAGGGCGAAAGAAGAAAUGCACCAAUUCUGCUGAUACUGGUCGGUCUUUUGACGUGCGGCCUCGCUCUCUACUUAUCCUGGUCUCAAGGAAGAAGAUAUUACUUUGAUAGUGCGGUUGGUUGCGGUGCCUGUUGCGCUUUAGCGGGCGCAUGCAGAAGCUUACGAAGAACUUGGACGGGACUUGGUCUGGCUGGACUUGCGGCACUUAGCUGCGCCGGUCUUCUGCUACUAGCUACUAAAUCUCCGAAAGACGGCACUCCUCUCCACGAUAUCACAGCCGGCGCUUUAUGUGGCGUGUCGGUUUUAGGCGCUGGUCUCGCCCUGUUGGCUCUUCUGAAGCCGAGAUGCAGUUUCGGACGUCACAGACGAGUGCACUCUUGGAUACCACGAUUCUCCCCUUAGGCUAUCUCGAUCUAACACGACAAUAGCUAUACGUGUAUCUUAGAAUUGUCCUUCUGAGAGAAAGAUGUGUAUAAAUAUGAUUGCGUAAGAUAGUUGAAGAAUUUAUUUUA